AAUCAAUCCCGCGUAAUCGUCGACUGUUCGUGCAGUAGACUAAGAUGCCGCUCAAGGAGCGAAGACAACACAGCAAUGUGUUUAAGAAUUUCCUUGAGGCCAAGAUGCCAGGAUUUACGUCGAAGCCAAAGAAGAAGUAAUGGGUAGUUUACUUCGACUUUCGUCCACAUUAUCCUCUACCUCUCUUCUUAUAGUUUGCAUUUCACUUUGCGACUCUACUAAGUUUUAUCGGCCACACACCACUAUUACUCAUAUCAGGAUACUGGUCAAGAUGCAACCCAGAACCUACAUUGGAGACAAAAGGUUGGAAUUCCUUCCUUGCGUUGGUUUGGCGUGCCCUGGCCCUUUCUGUUUUUUUAGCGAUUAAUUUUCCAACAAUCUUAAGUUGGCUUCCCUCCCGUUAAGCCUGACAGAUGACUAUUCCUCUCC
This is a messenger RNA of Alternaria rosae, 429 nucleotides long. RefSeq lists its product as uncharacterized. The record is from RefSeq and is a predicted model, not a curated record. Bases 140 to 367 code for a protein of 75 amino acids. The transcript is spliced from 2 exons. NCBI's taxonomy places the organism in Eukaryota, Fungi, Ascomycota, Dothideomycetes, Pleosporales, Pleosporaceae.